Messenger RNA from Schistosoma mattheei, 1638 nucleotides. Lineage: Eukaryota; Metazoa; Platyhelminthes; Trematoda; Strigeidida; Schistosomatidae. The record is from the annotation of a GenBank genome assembly.
AAAUGAAGUCACUAGCUCGUAGCUAUGCUUACUGGCCGUCAAUGGACCAUGAGAUAGAGCAAAAAUGUCGCAGCUGUUGGUCUUGUCAAGAGGCUGCAAAGAACCCAACGAGAGCUGAGCCACAACCAUGGCCUAAACCGGACGGGCCUUGGCAAAGAAUACAUGCUGAUUUCGCCGGACCGAUACAAGGCAGGAAUUACUUAGUUGUUGUAGAUGCUUUCACAAAAUGGCCGGAAGUUUAUGACAUGCCGAAUACGACUUCAGAGAGUACCAUAAGAAGAUUGUCAGGAUUGUUUGCCUGUUUUGGGGUUCCAGAGAUCUUAGUGACCGACAAUGGUACUCAGUUCAUGUCAUCCGCCUUCAAACGCUUCUGCAACGAGAAUGGCAUAUUGCAUCUACAAUCUCCUCCAUACCAUCCUCAGUCGAAUGGCCAGGCAGAAAGAUUCGUGGAUACAAUUAAAAGAGCUCUGGUCAAAGGGGGAGGUGAGGGUGUCCCGGAACAAGUGAUUAAUAAGUUCUUGAUGUCUUACAGAGUUACCCCUAAUCCGGCAGUACCAGAAGGAAAGUCUCCGGCCGAGUGUAUGUUCGGAAGAAAAAUCCGGACAGUUUUUAACAGUAUGUUGCCGCCCAGAAAGACAAAUAAACCCACGAAUGAAAAUCGUAAGGUCAAUCGUAGCUUCCAGGUGGGUGAGAAGGUACUUGUCAGAUCGUACCAAGGUAAUAAGAAGUGGGAACCAGGUGUCAUAGAACGUCGAAUCGGAAAUGUGUUGUACCUAGUCCGGAAAGAUGUCGGGAAAUGCAUAAGACAUAUAAAUCAAAUGCAAAGAAAUGAUAGUACAGUGGUCACAGAAAACCGGCUUCCAUUUCAAUUGCUCGUAGAUUCAUCCCCGAAGAACCAUCAUGAGCGCAAAUAUCGAAAAGACAAACGACGCAGAGAGAAAGCUGUACAACCCUCGAGAGUAAUGGAGCGCAAGAGGAAUGCGACACCCAAGCUUCAGGUGGAUCCAAGAAAAAAAUCUUACACAACGGACUUUAAAGGGGGGAGGUGUGACGACGGACCACCGGUGAACUCGAGGAAGCUGUAAGAGGCUCAUAAGGAGCCGAAGACGUUCCAUCCAAUCACCUGUCGGAAGAAUGUUCUAGAAUUCCAACGUGUAGCUUCCCCAUUGGAUAAUGCUAAUAACCCCUGUACGCGGAUUGGAAGAUUGUAAUGAUGAUUUCGUUCCCACUAAAAACUAUAAAUACCUGAUAAUUUUGUACUAUGUUUGACACUGUUUGGAAUAAUAUUCCUUUCGUUAGUCUUCUGUCUUCUUAUUGCGACUUGGAAGGGUUUGGUGUUCCAGUGCUCAGUUAUACGCGGUUGUAUCAAGAAAAUCAGCUUUUUCAAGAUAUAACAUUAAUGUUAAACCAAAGGUCAUAGGUUCGAAUCUCGUGAACGGGAUCAUAGAUGUGCACUAGCACUGAGUAGUUUCAUACUAAGACGAAACAGUGAUCCAAUACUUUCAGGUUGUCCAUAGUAGUUUAGUUUUAAUCAACUCAUGAAUUCAGUUAUUAUAUAACAACAAUUUAAAAAGAAAAUAUCACCCUACCUGUUUUUGUUAUAUCCCAAUGUGAAUAAUGAAUGGUAACUUUUGGGAU